UGCCCCGUCGACAAGGAGGAGCUCGGGCGCGGAACUUGGGCUCUGCUGCACACGAUGGCCGCGUACUACCCCGACAAGCCCGACGCCCUGCGCAAGGUGCAGGCUCGGCGGUUCUUCGACGCCCUCGGGGACCUCUACCCGUGCACGCACUGCGCCGACGACUUCAGGGUGGACAAGGCUCGGAAUCCACCGAGGGUGGAGAGUCGACGCGCGCUGAGCGUGUGGCUGUGCGAGCGGCACAACGAGGUGAACGAGAAGCUCGGGAAGGAAAAGCACAGCUGCGCCAUCGCGGACCUGGACGAGCGGUGGCUCAAGGGA
Molecule: messenger RNA, 318 nt
Organism: Micromonas commoda
Lineage: Eukaryota; Viridiplantae; Chlorophyta; Mamiellophyceae; Mamiellales; Mamiellaceae
Exons: 1
Cellular component (GO): mitochondrion
Molecular function (GO): flavin adenine dinucleotide binding; flavin-dependent sulfhydryl oxidase activity
Source: RefSeq, a predicted model, not a curated record